Messenger RNA from Melampsora larici-populina 98AG31, 1038 nucleotides. RefSeq lists its product as uncharacterized. The coding region runs from base 1 to 1038 and encodes 345 amino acids. The record is from RefSeq and is a predicted model, not a curated record. The transcript has 6 exons. Gene Ontology annotation, biological process: trehalose biosynthetic process. Lineage: Eukaryota; Fungi; Basidiomycota; Pucciniomycetes; Pucciniales; Melampsoraceae.
AUGUUCUCACAGUACAUCAAUCAGCACCAAUGGCUUAGUAAAAACAGCCAACGGUGUAUGGUACAUUGUAGCGCCCUUUUAGCUAGAAGAGCUGGAAAAAGGAAAGCAAAAACUUCUUGUACCACUACUCAAUCUAUCGCAAAGCCAUUGGAACUAGAGAUACCCACUCUGAGCGCACAUAGGGCUCCAUACGAGGUUCCUGCUUUGAGAUGGGAAGACAAAGAAGUUGAAAAAGCUAUCAAUUCGAAAAGACUACUUUUACUUCUUGACUAUCAUGGUACUCUCAUGGGAUACGAAAAUCAAGACCAUCCAAAGCUUAUGAAAAUCCUCAAGAAGAUCUCUCAAACAUCAGAUCUAGUGAUCACCUCUGGAGGUCCAGCUAAAGAGCUCCUUGAAAGAUUUGAUGGGAUUCCUCAUCUUACUAUUGCUGCUGAGAUGGGAGCCGCAGUGUUUUUUGAAGGAAAAGAAAUCAAAAGUGCUCCAGUGGGAACUCGAGAAGAAGUCAAGAGGAUCGAACAGAUCUGUAAUCGAGUUAUCAAAGAUCUAGAUAAAGAUGAAUACGUAAAGAAUGAUCAAUUGAAGCCAUACCCUGACAGGGAAUAUUCAUAUCGGUUUGCUAUUGGAGAAAAAGUUGACCCAAACUUUAUAUCCUUACUCUUUGAGACUAUCAAGCAAGAACUCAAGGAUGAAGGAUUAACAGCCUGGAACGCAGUGUUACCACGAAGUAAGAGGUUUUUAAAUAUCUGGCUAGCCAAUCAAAGUAAGAUAGAACUUGCAGACGCUCUUCUUCAAAAAGCUAUUAAUGAAGGCCAAGAGUAUGAUUACGUGAUUGGUAUGGGAGACGCUGAACUAGAUGAACCUUUACUUGAGUAUCUCAAUCAACACACAUUUCUUUCUAUCAUGGUCGAGAAUGAGUUUCAUAAGAGAGUAUGGACAGCUGCUCAGUUUCGUCUUCCGCUUGUUGAGGAAGCUCAGGAUCUACUGGAACAUAUUGCUAAUCAAAGGAUCAAGAGAAUAGAGUUACAAAAAUCAGAGUAA